UCUUUCCCCAGCUCUACCUCUGCAACUUGACUCUUCUCUAGAAAGAGCACUCAGCUGACCAGGAAUAUGGCCCCAGGGCCCCUGACGACCAGGGAUGAGAUUUUCUCAUCCUUAAGACUAGGCAGCAUGUGAACUUGACAUAAUUGGAUAAAGUUAACAUUUACUAACCCCCUAAAUAGAUACCAGAAUUUCUUUGCAGAAAAUCUCAACUUGAUCUUAAUACUGGGUUCAUAUGGUGGACAGUUGCCUGUUAAUGUACAAAUUAAAAAUGACUGACGUCAUCAGAACCAUUGAGAACUGUGCGUCUCUCCUUUGUCAAAUCUUGUAUACCUUUAAGAGAACAUGUUUAUGUAGUGCAUGCAGUUCAGAGUGUUCCUUAAGGUAAACACUAAGAAAAUACUAAAAGAAAAACUGAAAAGAGAAGAAAGAAAUUAAGUGUGACACUACAAAAAAAAUCAGUAAAUAUAAAAAAAGGCAAGAAUGGAGGAACAAAAGACACAACAAACAACUAAAUGGUAUAACAAUGAACAUAGUGUCACUGAAAUUAAAAAUACCAUUGAAAUCACUUAAAGAGAUUCUAAGGUGUCAAUCUAACAAAACAUAUGGAUUUGUAUGCUGAAAAUCACAAAAUGCUGAUGGAAGAAAUCAGAAGACAAUAAAUGGAGAGACAUACCACAUUUGUGGAUUUGAACAGUCAACAGAGUAAAAAGAAUAAUAAGGCAUUAAUGGCCUUCAGGGAUGUGGCUGUGGCCUUCACCCAGAAGGAGUGGAGGCUACUGAGUCCUGCUCAGAGGACCCUGUAUCGGGAUGUAAUGCUGGAGAACUACAGCCACUUGGUGUCGCUGGGAAUUGCCUUUUCCAAACCCAAACUCAUCACCCAGCUGGAGCAAGGGGAUGAGCCCUGGAGAGAGGAGAGCGAAUGUCUUCUGGACCUUUGUCCAGCAGAACCAGGAACAGAAUUCCAGCCAUGUGUCCAUUCCUGCCCGGUGGCCUUUUCCAGUCCACAGUUCCUUCAACAGUACGUGCUGUGCGGUCACCUUCCUCAGAUCUUCCCAAGCUCAUGUGCAGGAAGCCCCAUCUCAACGGAAGCUCCAAGCUGCUCAAGUGAACAAGGAGAUGAGGAAGAGAUAGAAGGGAGACUGGAGCUGAGUGGGGUUUCCCGGGUGCUCUUCAGAUCCUCUCAGGGUCGGCCAGUAGACUGGGUAGAAGGCAAAAGAGCUGGGGGAGUAGACCAGGGGAUGGGUCCUGAAGAAGCAGACCUUUCAGCAUCUGGAGCAGCCAUGUGUGGGAAGUACAGACUAGGACUUGGUCCCAAAUCCAGUCUCUUAAGCCUCCAGAAACAUCACGUAUGUCCCGAAUGUGGCAGAGGCUUCUGCCAGAGGUCAGACCUCACCAAGCACCAAAGGACACACUCAGGAGAAAAGCCUUACAGCUGUAGGGAGUGCGGGCGAGGCUUUGGCCGCAAGUCCUCCCUCACCAUCCACCAGAGGAAACACUCAGGGGAGAAGCCUUAUGUGUGUCGGGAGUGUGGCCGCCACUUCAGGUACACGUCCUCACUUACCAACCACAAGAGGAUACACUCUGGGGAGAGGCCCUUCGAAUGUCAGGAAUGUGGGCGAGGCUUUCGCCAAAAGAUCGCCCUGAUCCUGCACCAGAGGACACACUUGGAGGAGAAGCCCUUUGUGUGUCCCGAGUGUGGGAGAGGCUUUUGCCAGAAGGCAUCGCUCCUCCAACACCGAAGCUCACAUUCGAGUGAAAGACCCUUCUUGUGCCUUGAGUGUGGGCGUGGUUUCAGGCAGCAGGCACUGCUCCUCAGUCACCAAGUCACACACUCAGGGGAGAAGCCUUAUAUCUGUGCUGAAUGUGGGCAUGGCUUUCGCCAGAAGGUCACCCUUGUCAGACACCAGAGGACACACACAGGGGAGAAGCCUUACCUGUGCCCUGAGUGUGGCCGCGGCUUUAGCCAGAAGGUCUCCCUCAUGGGACACCAGAGGACACAUACAGGGGAGAGGCCUUACCUGUGCCCUGAGUGUGGGCGUGGCUUUGGCCAGAAGGUUACCCUCAUCAGACACCAGAGGACACAUACAGGGGAGAAGCCUUACCUGUGCCCGGAGUGUGGACGUACCUUUGGCUUCAAGUCGCUUCUCACCAGACACCAGAGGACACACUCAGGGGAGGCGACUGAUGUGUACAGAGUGUGUGAGCAAGGACUGGGCCAGAAGUCUCACUUCACCUCUGACCAGAGGACACACUCAGGGGAGAAGCCGUGCGUGUGCGGUGAGUGUGGGCGUGGCUUCGGCUUCCGGUCGGCCCUCAUCAGACACCAGCGCACCCACUCAGGGGAGAAGCCGUAUGUGUGCAGGGAGUGUGGCCGAGGCUUCAGCCAGAAGUCUCACCUCCACAGACACAGGAGGACCAAGUCUGGCCAUCGCCUCCCACCUCAAGAGCUGCUCUCCUGACCUUUCCUUUCCUCACGGUUGUGAAGAUGGCAGAAAGCACUAGGAAAUGUUCCACUUUCUUCAAAUGCAGUGGAGGGGAAAAAAAUGUGUUUUCAAUGAUUGUAAGAUCAUUCAUUUAUGGUUUAUUUUCUGUACUAGCGAUGGCUUUGAUUUGCUAAAGCUGCCAUUAAAAAAACGCCACAAACUUGAUGGCUGAAGAACA
Molecule: messenger RNA, 2661 nt
Organism: Lynx canadensis (Canada lynx)
Lineage: Eukaryota; Metazoa; Chordata; Mammalia; Carnivora; Felidae
Gene: ZNF169
Product: zinc finger protein 169
Exons: 8
Coding region: 660-2459 (599 amino acids)
Biological process (GO): negative regulation of transcription by RNA polymerase II
Molecular function (GO): DNA-binding transcription repressor activity, RNA polymerase II-specific
Source: RefSeq, a predicted model, not a curated record